Magallana angulata is the source of this 2540-nucleotide messenger RNA. RefSeq lists its product as uncharacterized. The transcript is spliced from 6 exons. Lineage: Eukaryota; Metazoa; Mollusca; Bivalvia; Ostreida; Ostreidae. The record is from RefSeq and is a predicted model, not a curated record. The coding region runs from base 352 to 1182 and encodes 276 amino acids.
UUUGCACAGAAUUUAAACAUAUGGGAUAGUCGAUAAUGACUCCAUAUUAGGGGAAAAUGAACUGUUCUGAGAAAUCCUGCAGCUCUGGCAUUGCAUGAGCGUGUACUGAUAACUCCGCCUAAGAAAAGGAGUUGACCAAUCAUGAAGUUUUCACAACGGCGGCGUGUAUAAUUUAUGCAUGACGUAGCUGACAGAAAUGACAGUGACGCUAUAGGAAAAAUCCAACGAAAGCGGUUUUGAUGAUAAACAUAAAAGAAAAUAAUGUCUCCCAUAAUUACGUAAUAUGGAAGUCGUUUUGCUGAUGCGUAAUACGUUCAUACGUAAUGCAUAAACUGUGUGUCAUCGGAAAAUAUGAUAUUAUACUUUAAAAACAACUGUGUAAUGAUGUAUUACUUCACAAUGCAAUUUGCAACACCAUACAUGAUGAUUUGGAAAAGAACGAUGCAAUUACUUCUCAGUUUUUUAAGCUAUAUAAAAGUAACUUCUACAUGCCUCAUCCCGGGUUCCUACGGAAUACUUUGCGAUAAUAAAUGUGGACGCUGUGCAGGGAACGUCGAUUGUGGUCCACUUUUGGGUAUUUGCUUCGGAGGUUGUCAACCCGGGUUUUUUGGAUCAACGUGCAAGAUGACGUGCUCGGCAACAUGCGGAGGGGACGGGAGUUGCUCUCAAUUAACCGCUUUCUGCGAAAAUGGCUGCCAGUCCGGCUUUACAGGGACACAAUGUGACCAAAUUAUAACAUCACCUGUAUCAGAUGAUCUUAUAUCUACCGAUGCUGUCCACGUGUGGGAACCUAUUGCUGUAACGAGCCUCGUUCUUAAUAUAGCCUGUAUCGUAAUACUUGUGCUACUGUAUAGAAGGAAAAACAACAAAACGAAAUCGUCUUACGAACGCAAUUUGGUGCAUAUUCCGGAAGAAGAGACCGAGAGAUAUGUAAAAUGGAACCAACUUCAAGAAAAUAUAAGGAACAUUUCGACUGCUUCAUAUUUGAAUAAGGAUCGAGCCGAAAAAAACUGUUCCGCAAUAAAGGCUCAACGGGAUCUUGCUAACUUUGAGUCAGAAAGUCAAGACUACACAGUUCCAAAGUUUACAAGAGAGGAGGGUGUCCCUGAUGAUCAGUCCCAGACGGAGCCUAAACCCACGGACUCGGAGCCUCAUCCCUAUAUCUACGUCAUAUCCUCUUGAGUUGAUCUUCAAUAAUCCAUCUAGUACACGCAACAAUAAAUGAAUGGGAAAGCCGAGAGGAAUACUUUUCUAGAAAACAAAAUACUUAUUAAUAGAAAUGAAGUAAUUAAAUAGGAAUCAAUGUCGUACUGUUUGAAUGUUGGCGAAAUUGUAGAUGUUUAAAUGAAAAUUCAAGUUGUUUUUUCUGUCUGUUGAUCAAUUAAGAACACUUUAUAUUAUAUGUUUAUUUAUUUUUUUUUAAAUAUGAUAUUUAAAUCAAACAUUUAAGAAAUCCUAGUAAUGAAAAGGUUUUCAGAUUUCUAUGUACAUUCAAUGUCUAUGUUGCAUCUUUAUAAUGCUCCAGGCAUUAAAACAAAAACAGAAUUUCCCAUGAUAAAGAUUUCAAUUUCCGGCAUAUGUUUUAAUGUGAUUGUUUAGAAGCUAGUCACGAAAAAGCAAAGCACAAUAAAGCGUUUUCAUAUUGGUGCAUAAAAUUAGUUUGAGUUAAAAAAUUUAAGGUAUAUAUGAUUAUCGAAAAAUCAAGCGAAAAGUGGUGGAAGCAAAAACUCGAGACAGAGUAUAAUUAAUAUUCAAAUGCAAUGUACGUGUUUCGCCUUUGCUGCAAUUAGUGGUGCAUCACUCCAUCGGAAUUCCGCAACUGCACGCGGACCUUUGUUCUUUGGCUUGUCAAACUAUCGGGCUUUGGCGCAGACCUCGAACUUUAGAGUCCAAUCACACUUUGGAGUCAUAUAAUUAUAUAAACGGAUAUUCUAUUUUCUUUAAAUAAUUUAAUAAUAAUUUUUUAUUGCUGUAUUAAAUCCAGGAAUAAGGAUCGAGCCGAAAAAAACUGUUCCGCAAUAAAGGCUCAACGGGAUCUUGCUAACUUUGAGUCAGAAAGUCAAGACUACACAGUUCCAAAGUUUACAAGAGAGGAGGGUGUCCCUGAUGAUCAGUCCCAGACGGAGCCUAAACCCACGGACUCGGAGCCUCAUCCCUAUAUCUACGUCAUAUCCUCUUGAGUUGAUCUGUGUAAAUUUAGUGUGUAAAUCAAUGAAUAUAGAAUAAUUUAAGUUAAUGAUGAACAUAUCUAAAUAUAUAUGAGCAUUCAAAUCAGGUGGUGUUAUUUUAAGAAUAUUUAUCAUCCAAUAUUUUUUUUUUUAUUCACAACUUUUUUUUUCUAAAUUUUUCGGGCUUUGACGCAUCACUCCAUCGGAAUUCAGCAACAGCGCGCGGACCUUUGUUCUUUUGCUUGUCAAACUAUCGGGGUUUGGCGCAGACUUCGGACUUUAGAGUUCAAUCACACUUUGGAGUCACAUAAUUAUACAAACGGAUAUUCUAUUUUCUUUAAACAUCAUUAUUAUUAUCAUUAUUAUUUUGCU